GAGCAGAAGGAGCAGGACAGCAGAGAGGAGCCCGAGGAGGAGACGCACACAGGAGAGAAACACCCGUCUCGGAAUUUUUUGGGGAGGAAGACAACUCUACUGUGACAUCAUAUUUCCCGGAGACACAAAGUGGAGGAUAAAACAGGCGAGCACCUUCUCUGUCAGUGUGGGAACGGAUCCACUCAGGGGACACAAAUGUGAGCGCCGCGCACGGAUCACACUCAGGUGCAGAGAAACCAAACUGGCGGCGCACUUAGGAUGCAGAAGUCACCAGUGGAAGAUGCAAACUUCCUCUCCAAAUUUUUCUUCUGGUGGACGACACCGCUGCUGAGGAAGGGCUUCAGAAAGAAGUUGGAGCUGACAGAUGUGUAUAAGGCUCCGUCUUUUGAUCUGGCAGACAACCUCUCUGAGAGACUUGAAAGAGAAUGGGACAGAGAGGUGGCGUCAGCCAAGAACAAGCCCAGGCUGAUGAGAGCGCUGGCCCGAUGCUUCCUCGGCCCUUUCGCCUUCUUUGGCAUCCUCCUCUACCUCGGGGAGGCUUCCAAGACGGUGCAGCCUCAGCUUCUGGGUCGCAUCAUCGCCUCAUUCGACCCUUUCCACGCUCCUGAGCGGGGUCAGGGAUACUUCCUGGCUCUCGGCCUCUGCCUCCUCUUCACUGCCCGUUUCCUCCUGCUGCAACCUGCCAUCUUUGGCCUGCAUCACCUGGGCAUGCAGAUCCGCAUCGCCCUGUUCAGUCUCAUAUACAAGAAGACCCUGAAGCUGUCCAGCCGAGUCUUGGAUAAGAUCAGCACAGGUCAGCUGGUCAGUCUGAUGUCUGCCCACCUCAACAAGCUGGAUGAGAGCCUGGGUCUGGCCCACUUUGUGUGGAUCACUCCCCUGCAGUGUAUUCUGUGUGUGGGUCUGAUCUGGGAGCUGAUCGAGGUGAACGGCUUCUGUGCGCUGGCAGCUCUGACUCUGCUCGGCAUCAUCCAGGCCUGGCUCUCACAGAAGAUGGGACCGCACCGGACACAGCGAGCAGGGAUGAUCAGCCGCCGUCUGGCUCUCACCACAGAGAUCGUGGAGAACAUCCACUCUGUGAAGGCGUACGGCUGGGAGGAGGUGAUGGAGACCAUCAUCAAGAACAUCAGGCAGGACGAGAUGACGCUGACGAGGAAGAUCGGUUCUCUGCGUUACUUCUACAGCGCCUCAUACUUCUUUUCCGCCAUCUUGGUCAUCGUGUCUGCCAUCGUGCCGCAUGCGCUCAGUAAAGGCAUCAUCCUGCGGCGUAUCUUCACCACAGCCUCCUACUGCAUGGUGCUGAGAAUGACGCUGACCCGCCAGCUGCCAGGAUCCAUCCAGAUGUGGUAUGACACGCUGGCACUGGUCAAGAAGAUUGAGGAUUUCUUGUUGAAGGAAGAAUACAGAGUGCUGGAGUACAACCUGACCACCACUGAACUGGAGCUGGUCAACGUGUCUGCAUCCUGGGACGAGGGCAUCGGUGAGCUGUUUGAGAAGAUCAAGCAGGAGAACAAAGCUAACGGACACCUGAACGGUGACGCCGGCCUCUUCUUCACUAACCUCUACGUCACACCUGUGCUCAAAAACAUCAGCCUGUACCUGGAGAAGGGCAAGAUGCUGGCAGUGGCUGGAUCCACUGGCUCAGGGAAGAGUUCCCUGCUCAUGAUGAUCCUGGGAGAGCUGGUGCCAUCGGAGGGUAAAAUCCGACACAGCGGUCGCAUCUCCUUCUCACCACAGACUUCCUGGAUCAUGCCGGGGACGAUUCGAGACAACAUCCUGUUUGGCCUGACCUAUGACGAGUACCGCUACACCUCCGUCAUCAAGGCCUGCCAGCUGGAGGAGGACUUUGCUCUGCUGCCUGAAAAAGACAAGACGCUCCUCGUUGAAGGAGGGGUGACCCUCAGUGGCGGUCAAAGGGCUCGUCUUGGACUGGCCAGGGCUGUGUAUAAAGAUGCAGACCUCUACCUGCUAGACGCACCUUUCACCCACCUGGACAUCGUGACAGAGAAAGAGAUCUUUGAGAAGUGUGUGUGUAAACUUAUGGCCUCCAAGGCACGCAUUGUAGUCACCAGCAAGUUGGAUCAUCUAAAAAGAGCCGACAAAAUCCUUCUACUGCACAACGGAGACUGCUACUUCUACGGUACCUUCUUCGAGCUGCAGGCCCAGCGCCCUGACUUCAGCUCCCUCCUCCUCGGCAUGCAGGCUUAUGACAACAUCAACGCAGAGCGACGCAGCUCCAUCCUCACAGAAACUCUCCGCAGGGUCUCCAUCGAUGAAACCGCUGGCUUCCGAGGCCCAGAGACACUUCGCCAGUCAUUCCGCCAGCCGCCGCCUCCCAUAGUCAUCUCUGGAUCCCAAGGCCAUCCUGGAGGUGAUAGCUACCCAGAAAAACGCAAACAGUCCCUCAUCCUCAGUCCCUUGGCAGCCGCUCGCAAGUUCUCCUUCAUCGGGAACUCCCAACAGACUGCAAAUGCUCCCCAGUCCGCAACGAUAGAGGACGGGGCUCGUGAACUUUCUGAGAGGAAAUUCUCAGUAGUACCGGAGGAUGAUCAAGUAGAGGAAGUGCUCCCCAGGGGGAACUUGUACCAUCAUGGGUUGCAGCACCUCAACGGGCAGCGGCGCCAGUCUGUCCUAGCGUUCAUCACCAACUCUCAGGGCCAGGAGCGCAGAGAGCAGAUGCAGUCCUCCUUCAGGAAAAAGCUGUCCAUCACACCGCAGUGCGACCUGGCGACCGAGCUGGACAUUUAUGCCCGCCGCCUGUCCAAGGACAGCGUGUAUGACAUUUGUGAGGAAGUGGAUGAAGAAGACAUGGAGCAAUGUUUUGCAGACGAACGUGACAACAUCUUUGAAACUACCUCAUGGAGCACUUACCUACGCUACAUCACCACCAACAGGAGCUUAGUCUACGUCUUAAUUUUUAUCGUCGUAGUCUUCGCCCUUGAGGUUGCUGGAUCAGUCCUUGGCAUUUUCCUCAUUACUGAUGAGAUCUGGAGGGACGGCGCCAACCCGGCAUCACCAAACUACAUCGACGAGCAGCACCCCAACACCUCGUCGCCCCCCACCCACCUGGCAGUCAUCGUCACACCGACAAGCGCCUACUACAUCAUCUACAUCUUUGUGGCCACGUCGGAGAGUGUGCUGGCCUUGGGAUUCUUCAGGGGUCUCCCAUUAGUGCACACGUUACUCACUGUGUCCAAAAGACUGCAUGAACAGAUGCUUAGCGCCGUGCUGCGAGCUCCCAUGGCCGUGCUCAACACCAUGAAGACAGGCCGGAUCAUGAACAGGUUCACCAAGGACAUGGCCACUAUAGACGACAUGCUGCCUCUGGUGCUGUUUGACCUCAUACAGCUCACGUUGAUUGUUACGGGUGCCAUCUUCACUGUGUCCAUCAUGCGACCUUACAUCUUCAUCGCUGCCAUCCCGUUGGCUUUCCUCUUCGUUAUCCUCAGAAAGUACUUUUUACGAACUGGACAGCAGCUCAAGCAACUGGAGGCUGAAGCUCGCAGCCCCAUCUUCUCCCACCUCAUCAUUUCAUUGAAGGGUUUGUGGACGAUUCGGGCAUUUGGGCGUCAGACCUACUUCGAGAUGCUCUUCCAUAAAGCGCUCAAUACUCACACAUCCGCCUGGUUCCACUACUUGUGCACGCUGCGUUGGUUCCUCUUCCGCUGUGACAUGAUCUUCGUCCUGUUCUUCACCGCCGCUGCCUUCAUCGCCGUGGGAACCAACCAGGACAAACCAGGGGAGAUUGGCAUCAUCGUGGCCCUGGCCAUGCUUAUUCUGGGGACUUUCCAAUGGGCUGUCAUCACUAGCAUCACUGUGGAUGGACUGAUGCGUUCGGUGGAUCGGGUGUUCAAGUUCAUUGACAUGCCACCAGAGGAGCCACUGCCAGGGAAAUCUGGUAAAGGAGGCUCCGACCUCGUCAUCGACAACCCACACGCCAAGGACUGCUGGCCCAACCGUGGCCAGAUGGACGUCCGGGGCCUCACUGUCAAAUACACGGAGGCUGGUCGCUCCGUCCUCAGCGACAUCUCCUUCUCUGUGGAUGGAGGGCAGAGCGUGGGUCUGCUGGGUCGAACCGGUUCAGGGAAGAGCACCCUGCUCUCCGCUCUGCUGCGUCUCGCCUCCACUGAUGGAGAAAUCUCCAUCGACGGCAUCUCCUGGAGCUCCGUGUCCCUGCAGACAUGGAGGAAGGCCUUCGGGGUGGUGCCGCAGAGAGUCUUUAUUCUGACCGGCACCUUCCGGAUGAACCUGGACCCUCAUGGACGUUACAGUGACGAAGAGCUGUGGAGGGUCGCUGAGGAGGUGGGUUUGAAGUCAGUGAUCGAGCAGUUUCCAGAGAAGCUGGACUUUCAGCUGGAGGACGGAGGCAACGUGUUGUGCAACGGACACAAACAGCUGCUGUGUCUCGCCCGCUCCAUCCUCAGCAAGGCCCGCAUCCUGCUGCUAGACGAACCCUCCGCCUACCUCGAUCCCAUAACGUUACAGGUCCUGAGGAAGACGCUGAAGCAGGCGUUCUCUGGCUGCACCGUCAUCCUAUCAGAACACAGAGUGGAGCCGCUGCUUGAGUGUCAGUCAUUCCUGAUGAUUGAGGGCAGCUCCAUGAAGAGCUACGACUCCAUCCAGAAGCUGCUGAAUGAGAGGAGUCACCUGAAACAGGCCAUGAGCCCCGCCGACAGGCUCCGCCUCUUCCCCACGCUUCACCGCCUCAACUCCAGCAAGAGGGCACCGCCGCAGGCCGCCAAGAUCUCGUCUCUGCCGGAGGAAGCUGAGGAUGACAUCCAUGACACUCGCCUCUAACCCGCCAGGCACUCACACGCGCGCACACACGGACACACACACUCCUAACUCAGAACACACAAGAGUUUGAUCCAGUGUUUUGAUACUGGUGAUCGUGGGUCUAAGAGAUAAACAGUAAACAGACAUUAUUCCCUCAAACUACCAGUGAACAAGCAUCUCAAUAACUACGGGACACUGAAACAUUUUAUUCAUCAGGAGAACUCAGAUUACACUGAGUCAUAAUGGACUAAAAUCAAAAAUUAAAUGCGCAAAAAAAGUUCCAUCAUAUUUACAUGAAACAAAACUGACUAGUUUGAUUUUUAAUAAAACAUCCAGUUUUGACCAGUAUAAUAAUUUAACCCUUGUGCACAUACAGAAUAUUGCACACAUGCAAAUUAGCAUGUAGAGACACAAGCACAGACGACACACGUCCAGUAACAACAUAGCAAAGAGCAUCAAGCCACACACAGCUGUUUACUGUCACAUGAUGAGGCUGAUGUGUGGAGCUAAUAUAGUAAGUGUUGGAGGACAUUUUGCACCCAUAUAAUAAAAAGUUAUGUGUCUGUAAUUGUUUGAAUGCUAACAGCUGAAACACAAGAUGGCGGCGUGCAUAGUGGCAGCGACCCAGAGCCCUCCCCGCUUUAGCAGAAUUAGAUCUAUUGAUCUAUCUAACAGCCCUGUGCGUUGAUCUUAGAGUGCUUUCACACCUGACCUGUUUGGUUUGAUAAAAACGAACUCAGGUCCAUUUGUUCGUGUGGUUCAUGUGGGCAAGUCUGAAAGCUGUCAGUUGAACCCUGGUGUAGACCGAACAACUGAACCAACACUGCUCAAAAAAGUGGGUCUCAGUCCGCUUCCAAACGGACUCUGGUGCGGUUUGUGUGCAGAUAGCAGAUGUGGCAUUUUAGCAGCCAUUUGCUGAUCCUGGUAAAGGCCACGUAUAUCCCAUAAACUAUUUCUGCUAAUGCAUACAUGUAACCAUGGUAACAGGGUAUUUUCCCUGAUUAAAAAGCUGUUCAAACUGCCAUCAUUGUAUCCGACUCAGUUUACUUUGUCUGUCCAUGUAAAAGAGCGUGACAGUGAUCCCACAGUAUGAAGCCCCGAAUCAUUUCGUCUUUUCAUCCUGUCUCUGUUCGUCAGUAUUCAGAACAUGCGAUUGAUUUGCAGUCUAAUAACAGCCUCCUAAUAAUGCUUACAGUCAGUUAUUUCUCUGUGAGCUCUUUGUGAAACCGAAAAACAGAAAUAUAAACACUUUGGAAGCAUUAAAGUUCUGCUGCAUGAACAUCAGUCGGUAGAACUUUAUGUUCACUCCUCUUCAUUCGUUUGUAAAAAGUCGGUGUGAACAUGAACCGAACCAAAACUAAAACGCAGCAAUGGAUCAUUUUCUCCCUCCGGUGCGACCAAAUGAACUGAACCACAGGUGUGAAAGCACCUUAGAGCUGAAUGUUGCAUGAGUUUGAAUCAGGCGUGUGCAGUACAGAAUGUAACUUCAUAUUACAGUGUGCAAAACUUAACAGUUACACCACAUGUUGGCCAACACGAACAACAUGACUGCAAGUUUAGAAGAUAUUCAUAAAAACAUUCGUAUGCAGGUGAAUUGAAAUGAAAGGAUCAGGCGACAGAAGCAUGAAAAAGUUCCCAAAUUGAAGCUUUUGCUGUAAAUCUGUCUCUAAAUUAGAACAAUAAUAAUAAGGCAGUGUCUGUAUUUGCUGCAGGGAGACAUCGAAAUGGGAGACUGUACUUUAACAAGCAUGAAAAAUAAGAUCCUUCCAUGUAGCAGGGACCAGAGCGACGUGGUUAGACGUAAUGUGCACAUAUUAACACGUCCUAAAAUCUAUGCUUCAGUGUGACUAACUAACUGGACACUUUGUCGUUGAAACAUUUGAAGUGCCUUUGCAGGUUUCAGUCAAACAGUGUGAGAGUUCCUUCAGUUCAGAUAAUCCUCAAAGUUUCUCUUCUGACGCCCAAAAGCUGUUGCUUUGAUAAAGCGUGAAGUGCAUUAGAUUUUUGUAGCAUGAUUUAAAAAAAUAAAAGCUGCACUGGUUUGGAUGAAGGGACUUUUACUUUCUGAGAAAAACACAAAGAAGAAAACGUUAGUGAGCAACCAGCUGGUUUUCACUGGAGCCUUCAGUCUCCUUAGAUUAUUUUAACUCAGACAGAACACAAAAUGGCCGCCACUGUAGAAAUCUGACUCACUGUAUGUAUCUCUUAUGAUCAGCUCUCUCUCCUGUACGAUUGAAAAGAGUAACUGUGAUCACAGCGAGGGAACAGUCAGGAAGCGCAGUAACUGUCACAUGCAUCUAAUCAACCAGCUUCAGGAAGCUGACAGGAGUUAAUAAUGUUGCACAUAAAAAAUCUCGUGGUCUGAGGCCUUGCUCAAACAGCCAAGGGCUCGACUGCAAAAAUCAGAUUUUUAGAAAACAUUUGAUUCUGUUUAUACUGUGUCAGUUUUAUUUAUAUGUGGCCUCAACAGAGAGAGUAAUUUGUUGUCUUAUUUUAGCGGUGACAUCACUGUUUCCUGUGGUGUUUAACAGCACAUCAAAGUAUUCGAUGCAAAGUGCUGCAUAAAGAAGACAAAGACUGAUUUUUAAGGUUUCUUAGGACAAAAGCUUCCCCAACACUUUAUUCUGACAAGGAAACUUACUGUGAACUAUUAUUUUGGUUUCCAAACUAGUGAUUGACACAGCACAGGUGUUGACAUUAACUAUAACUGUAUUUAAAGGUGCAGCAUGUGAUUUUGGAGAAAGAGAGUCGAUUGUUUUUUAACUCAUUUGGUUUUUAUAACAAAAGUAGAAAAACGUGCACAUGAUGCGUCGUGUUCAGCUUGAAAAAUAAUCUGUAAAUCCUUCAGGAUAAAAAGUGAUCAGAGCUUUGUAAAACGGAAUUUAGACAAACUGCAGCCGAGAGUGAGACUUCUACAGUGGCUCCAUGUGUUGAAAUAUCAUCUGAGUGUUUGCAUUUGUAUCUUUGGUUAGUCAGUCAGACACACACACACACACACACACACACCUACAGGAAAAGUGACGCCGCUGGCUAACACUAACGAGUUGUGACUCAGAAACUCUUACUUUUCUAUCUGUAUGCACUUUAGAGACACCCUGAGGUACUCAUCAGCGCUCACAGCGAGGAAACAGUCUGAUAAUUAAACGCUGUGCAACUUUUUUUUUCAAUUCCUCCGUAAAACAAAGUGUAGACGUAGAGUUGUGACCUUUUUUAACAAGUUACGCUUUUCACUUUAAUUUUCCAGCCUUUGUUACUUGAUAAAUUAUAGAGAGAAGACAGUAAUUAAAAAAAAUCCAUUUUCUAUUUGAAAUAAAGUGAAAUAUAUUUUUUCAGAGCCGCUGCUGUACAAACGCAAUGCGAACAUUUAGCAUUUCUUUUUUAUCAUUUUCCAAGUUAUAUCUGUUCUUCCCUUGGAAACUGGAAACUGUUGUGACUCUUCUGACAUCACUUUAUUUUCUUCGGUUGAGGGAAGAGUGUUGCUCCUUUCUUACUGUAUGAUAGUUUUGUAAAGCAGUGAUGCUGAUAAUUAAGGUACCAUGGAGAAAUGCCUCGACAUGUGAACUGUGACGACAGAUGUUUUUUUACAGAAUAAAUUAAGAACCGAGCUGUUUCUUACUCAUAGGAAGGGACGCACAUGUCCAAAAAAUGUAUAAAUGUAUUUGUUCAAUCAACUAUAUUUCCAGUAAAACUAAA
Messenger RNA from Epinephelus moara (kelp grouper), 8466 nucleotides. It is a transcript of the gene cftr, whose product is annotated as CF transmembrane conductance regulator. The transcript is spliced from 27 exons. Gene Ontology annotation, cellular component: apical plasma membrane; plasma membrane; cytosol. NCBI's taxonomy places the organism in Eukaryota, Metazoa, Chordata, Actinopteri, Perciformes, Serranidae. Bases 259 to 4794 code for a protein of 1511 amino acids. Gene Ontology annotation, biological process: bicarbonate transport; chloride transmembrane transport. Gene Ontology annotation, molecular function: ATP binding; chloride channel activity; ABC-type transporter activity. The record is from RefSeq and is a predicted model, not a curated record.